GUUCCCUGAUGUCCCCUCUGCUAUUCUUGGUGGCCCCAUCGGCAGCGGUAAGGCUUGCCGUGGUUAUGCCCUAAAACAAGCUCUAAUUAGGGAUCGCCACGCUAUGGCCUAGUUUGAGCAACUCGUUUGUCUGGGGAAGCUAGAGUCAGGCUUACUGCGGCGGCAGUGCUGGCAGUAAGGCCCAAAAUGGCCAAAUGGAGGCGAGGUGCAUCAGUCUAGAUAUAUAUCGAGAGUCGAUCCUUUGUGCUUCGCCCAGCUGUUUACAUCGCCGCCUGCCCCAGCGUUUUCCCACUCGCCCUGCUCCAUCCAGCCAACGCGUCCAGCCUGCUCAUUUACCAGCAACCAACCGCCACAAUGCAGCACCAAGCAAUGCCCGUUGUCUUCUUCAGCUCCACCUCCACACCACUCUACUCCAACGCCCUGGCACCAAGAAACGGGGGCCAGUAUGCCGGCCUCUGCGUCUUCAUAGUGGCCCUGGCCAUGUUUGCGCGCCUGCUCAUCGCGGCCCGCGGCGUUGUCGACGCCUCCCGGUGGAAGACAAAAGGCGGGUCGACCAUGUUGACGGUGCUCGAGAGGGCACUAUUCGACGUCGUCGUGGCCGCGCUCGGCUACCUGUUGAUGCUCAUCGUUAUGACCCUCAACGUCGGCUAUUUCUGCUCCGUCCUGGGCGGUGUCUUUAUCGGCGCCAUAGUGUCGGGCAACUGGGGCAAGGAGCACGAGGGCGACUGGCUACCGUGCUAG
Molecule: messenger RNA, 741 nt
Organism: Gaeumannomyces tritici R3-111a-1
Lineage: Eukaryota; Fungi; Ascomycota; Sordariomycetes; Magnaporthales; Magnaporthaceae
Exons: 2
Coding region: 355-741 (128 amino acids)
Biological process (GO): copper ion transmembrane transport; intracellular copper ion homeostasis
Cellular component (GO): plasma membrane
Molecular function (GO): copper ion transmembrane transporter activity
Source: RefSeq, a predicted model, not a curated record